CAAACAUCCAACUCAUGACUUGUUCAUCUCUUGACAUGUAGUCUUUCAUCCUUUCUAUAAAUACCUCUCAGUCUGAUGCCUACAUUUCAUGGUCAUAUUCCACCUUGACUCCACCUUUGACUUGAUGCUCGCCAUCUGAUGAGCGUUAACUUCCGCCGCAAUAUGAUUCGCCACUCCUUCACUUCAAAAGAGUCCUCACGCACGCUGCCUUGACUCGCCUUCGAGUGCGCUGACUACAUAAGUCAUCAUCAAUCAUGGCGGCUAACGCGCGGAUGCUACUCGAUCCCAAGUCAAUCAAAAAGAACCUGAAGUUGGGAGAAGACAACCAAACAAAAAGCGCUAUGCGUUCGCAACAAGAAAUCACACAAUUUCCCGGACACCGUGGCCCGCCGAACCACAAUCCGAUACAACCACAGAGCUCAUCGAGAUAUCUCGAUCAUCGGGCACUGUUGGAUCCUCGCACCCUUCUCAACGCAAAACGUUCUCCAGGCUCAACUAUUUCUCCAGUCCCACCUUCAAACCAAGACCAGGAUGCUCAUGACGGCAUGCCUUCAAUGUUACGAUCGAGUCCGGCACUGAAUCGCCAGCAUAGCGGUCCUAGGUCUCUACUGGAGGCUGUGCACGGCGUCGAAUCCCGAGUUGACCAUCCUCGAAAGAAGGUGAAGGUCAAUGCUAGCAACGACGAUGCGGAGCCGAAAAGGGGCAGAAGCUAUAGCCACCAUCCUAGCAGUGGGAUUAUCGGAGGGUACAUGCGUCCCGAUGCAGAGAACUCGGCCGAAAAUACGUUGAAGUCGUUGGUCGAUCUCACCAAUGAUGAAGACGAUGAAGUCGACGACGACGUUGAAUUUGUAUCAUCCAGGACGCUGAGCGGCGAUGAGGAAGUGUGCUACGGUCACUUCUCGACUAAUGUUCAUGCGCAUCUCAUCCCGAAACCGAAGAGCAACUCAGUAUUCCAAAGUGACAAGGAGUGGCCGGUGAUGAAGUGCACACUGACACGCAUCCCGUCGAAGGACACUGUUAUCGAGGUGUCUGACCCUUUCGGCAUCGUCUUCGGCAGAGUCAACCCUGAUUUUGCUGCGGCCCUUGCACCUGUGCUUGAUGGGCUAGAGGGCAUCCGAACUCAGGCGAGGCUCGUCAAUCGGCGUAAAAAGCCGGAAGAGUGGCCUCACCUGAAGUGCUCCGAGUACCUGAAGAUGAUUGUCAACGUUUAUGGCCGAAGGAAAGACGUCCAGAAAGUGGGAAAACAUUUUGGACAACACAAUUUCUGGUUCCGGCCUCCAAUGGCCCCUGAGCCGGGCGUUCCCAUUGUAAACCCUCACGGGAAGAAGGAUGUCAUGCCGCAACCGGUGCGGAAGACUGGCCAAGGCCAUGUUCUUUCUGAUGCUCGUACACUCGAAGAGGCAACGGAAGCCGUCUCGAAACUGUUCGACUCGUUUGCUAAUGCGGCCCCUGCUUUGGUGGAAACCGAGCCUCCCGCAUCAAUAAUCACAACACCUUUGUUAAGCCAUCAGAAGCAAGCGCUAACUUUUCUUAUGCAGCAUGAACAUCCUCGAACCUUUGGUGACGAAGAAUCGGAGAAUUCUUCCUUGUGGAGACGGGUCAUAGCCAAGACCGGAGCCACCGUCUACCGCGAAGUCGUCAGUGGGAUCUCGGUUCGCGACGAGCCCGAUCAAGUUCUUGGAGGGCUUCUCGCCGAUGUCAUGGGUUUGGGGAAAACACUAGAAGCUCUGUCGCUGAUCGCGGCCACCCUGGACGAUGCGAUGGACUUCAGCCGUGAGAAGGUUAUUCGAGACGACCAAAACAUGCUACUAGCCAAUACGAAGGCCACGUUGGUGGUCUGUCCCACGAGUACUGUCAAGAACUGGGAGGACCAAAUUGCAACACACAUCCAUCCGGAGAAAGUCUCUUACUAUGUCUAUCACGGACCGAAUCGAGAACGCAACCCCUACAAGCUGUCGAAGUACGACAUCAUCCUUGCCACAUAUGGCGUCGUUGCAUCCGAGUUCUCUGGCAGGGGUUCGGCCGGUAUCACACCGCUCAAACAGUUGAAGUGGUUCAGAAUCAUCCUUGAUGAAGCUCAUACGAUCCGGGAGCAUAAGGCUCUUCAGUCCCAGGCCAUUUAUAGCCUAGAAGCCCAGCGUCGAUGGUGUCUGACAGGAACCCCUAUUCAGAACCGUCUCGACGAUUUAGGGUCUCUGACAAGAUUUCUACGUCUCUACCCAUACGACACUCCAGCUCGAUUCAAUCAAUAUAUCAGAGGACCUGCUCAGGCCGGAGAUCCGAGUUUUCUGAAAGCUUUGCGAGUCUUCGUCGACAGCUUCACUCUACGCCGAUUACGAGAUCGCAUCGACCUGCCAGAGAGAAAGGAUUUUGUAGACUUGCUUGACUUCUCGCCGGACGAGAAGCAGCUCCAUGACUUCUUCAAAGAAAUUGCACAUGUGCAGAUCCAAGAAUUGGCGCACAUGAAGCAAAAGAAUAGCGGAGUCCAGCACCAUGUGCUUCGCGGCAUCAUGACAUUGAGGCUUAUUUGUGCACAUGGACGAGAUUUACUGAAGGAGAAGGAUCUGGCAAAACUGAAAGGAGUUACUCACAGCGAGGCUAUUGACCUCGAUGGUGAUUAUAAGCCUUCAACCAUAUCCAGACAAGCUGCUUACGAAUCCUUGAACCUGAUGACCGAAGCUCAGCUGGAUCUAUGCAGGAGAUGUGAGCGGAAGAUCACCCAAAUGGAGUUCGAGGACGACGACGGCAUUCGGUGUUACAUCCUGCCAUGUUUCGACCUAAUAUGCGCUGAAUGUUUCGCAGCAGAUAAGCAAACUUUCGACAGCAUGUCCGACCGAGAAGUUGUGACCUGCCCAUACUGCUCCAAAGAGAUUGCUGCACAGUACGUUGGAUUUAGUGGAUCCACGACGCAGGAAAUCAUUACAGCACCAGAUGACAACAUCGCUCAAGAUGAGGAGGACACAGAAAUCCACACAUAUCAUGGCCCACAUACCAAGACAAAGGCGCUUUUGCAGGAUAUUGCCGCCAUGGUUAAGGACAGCGAAGCUCUGGAGGCUGCCGGAGAAGCACCACUCAAAUGCGUGGUCUUUUCUGAGUUCACCUCCCACCUUGACCUGAUUGAGAUUGCUCUUCGGGACAAUGGCUAUUCGUUCGUGAGGAUCGAUGGCACGAUGUCCCUCAACAACCGGAAGAAAUCCUUGGAUGCACUGGCAUAUGACAACGAUGUUAUCAUUCUUCUGGCGUCCAUCAAAGCAGCCGGCCAAGGACUCAACCUCACCGCAGCGUGUCGAGCCUUCAUCAUGGAGCCAAUGUGGAAUCCUGCAGCCGAAGCACAAGCAGUCGACCGAAUUUAUCGGAUUGGACAGAAGCGACCAGUACUAGUCAAACGUUACCAGAUGCGUGACAGUAUUGAGCGGAAGAUUGUCGAGCUCCAGAAACGCAAACAGCAGCUGGCCGACGUAUCGUUGAACCAAAACCACAAGCAGCUCAGCAAGAAAGAAGUGAGGGAGCAGCAUAUGAAGGAGAUCCUAGCACUUUUCAAAUGAUACCUGUCCAUUGGAGGACGGCACUUUGCAUAACGGGAAAGCCCCAAAAGGAACAACCAGGAGAGGCGUUAGCGGAUAGGACACGAGGAGCAUUGAUGUAACAUAGGUCUUGCAAAUUACAACUUGGAAUGUCGCAAGACUUGGGAACAGGAAUACCUUAGGUAGCUAGACAGCGAGCAUCAAAUCAUGAUUAGAUACAGUAGCAAUCCUAUGAUC
Messenger RNA from Exophiala xenobiotica, 3761 nucleotides. RefSeq lists its product as uncharacterized. Gene Ontology annotation, molecular function: ATP-dependent chromatin remodeler activity; ATP binding. NCBI's taxonomy places the organism in Eukaryota, Fungi, Ascomycota, Eurotiomycetes, Chaetothyriales, Herpotrichiellaceae. The transcript is spliced from 2 exons. The coding region runs from base 255 to 3545 and encodes 1096 amino acids. The record is from RefSeq and is a predicted model, not a curated record.